ACUGCGCAAGUACUCGCCAUGGCAGCAUGGCCCUGGCGCUGCCCUCAUCUCCUCCGCCUUCACCGGCGGCACCGCGGCUCCCGGCCACCAGCAGCACCAGCACGACGGGUUCUCCAUCAGCGGCCCCCCAUCCGACCCUAACGCCAAGCGUUGCGACAGCUCCGGCAAGAAGCAGCAGUUCGAAGCCUUGUGGAGAAGCACGAGCAGUACCUGGUUUUUGUGCCCUCCCCUCAUCUUCCUCAACAUGCAAGGCAAGAUUCACUUCUGAAAUUUAGUUUCCUAUUUCUUUUGGGUGAACAGAAAUUUGAUCCAAUGGAUAGUGGUCGGAUUUAGGCAAGUAAGCAACUCAGUUUGGUGUUUGAAAUUCCUUUAUCUUUGCAGAAGGUAGACACAAAUAAAGCAGCCCUGCCUAUUCCAAAUAAACAGUCUGAUUCUUGCACCAUAUCAAGGCCAGGAAGGAUUUAUUGUGCUAAUUUGGAGUGGAACCAUGCCCGAUCUGCAACAUAGGCACUCAUUCAUAGCUCUAUUGCAUAUUUUUUUCUUUUUCAUUUAGUGCCUUGUAAUUUGUCAUUGUGCGCUCGGUUUUGACUCUUUUUUUCUUCCGACUCAGUUGAAAUCCUUACCUGUCCAUACAUCUUCCUUUGCUGUCCAUACAUCUUAAAAGAAUCAGUAUACAUUUUGAUCCUACAUGUACUGUUCAUAUAGGGCCCACGUGCAAUCCGCAUAUUAUUUAGGUGGUACCCACGUAGUAUUUAGUUGAAUCCACCCACAAAAUAUAUUUAACUAUUUUCUACAUAUGAAAAUAAUAACCAGACUUCAUAUACUACGUUCACAUGUGGUAGUCUCUACUACUUAUUGGAUUUUGCUUUCACUUCGUAAACUCGCAAAAUAUAAUUGAAUCAUUCAUUCAUUGCCAAUCUUAUUUUUUUACCUACCAAAACCAAUAAUUAGUAUAAGUUAAUCCAUCAACUAUACCUAGUUUUUUCAAUGAGGCCUGAAUCGUGAGGCCCACCAAAAUAUCGUCAAGCCCGCUUAAAUAGUUUCCUUUAGAGAAGAAGAGAGACAGCCUACUGGCCCAACCAAACCUGUUUCUGAGAGAAACUGACCCAGUUAGUAAAGGCAGUUCGACGCUGGAUGGCAGGCUCCUCCCUUCUGUUCCCGGCGUCGGCGGACGGCGGCCCCCGGCGAAUGAAUGGAGGGAGGAGCGCGGGUACUCCCGACGACUAUGGUGUUGUGAAGCUCAGAGAACGUCCUGUCUCCUUUCUCUUUCUCCCAUUGAUGCUCUUUCGCAUCUCGUGUGGUACUCUCCGCACCCGCUGGCAGCACCGGCGCCCACCGCCUGUUCGAUGGAAUGCCCCGGAAACGACGAUCGAGCAUCCCAUCGGCGCCCUCCCGCAGCACGUGCUCUCCUCUCCGUCGGCGCAUCAGGGCGUUCGUACCUGUGCGCCUGCCCGCCAGCACCUGGCGCGGCCUCUGGAACGGAGGUCCCGCACCCAUCCAGCGAGUCACCUACACCGACGGAUGAUGGAAGUAGGUCCAGAAGAGGAGUUCGGCAACGUUGCCAGCCAUCAGUGUAUGCACCAAAACGAUGGAGGUAAGAGUUCUACAAUGGUCUCAGUUUGUCUUUACAGCUAUCGGUUCUCAACCUCAUCAGGAUCUUGCAAUACUGUCAUGGUAUUUUCUCUGCUCGCCUGUUCCUAUUUACUUCUUUUGUUAUUAUAGUAUAGGGAGAAGAUUCAGUGUUCGACGCCAAAGUUACUUUGUUUUGUUUUGCUCAAGCUGCUUCGGAUGUCAUCUUUCUCCUGACAAUAUAAGCUUGUAGAAUGUAGAGCCUAAUAAACUUAUUUAUGCAGCGAUAAGAGCUACUCAAGCAUUCUGCCUGCUCGAUGAAAUGUUCAGUUCAGCGGAUCUGGCCUCAGCGGCCAUUGGUAAUCAUUGUGUUCAACUUUUCUGAUAUGUUUAGACAAGUGGACCCAUGGGUCGUCCACUACUCUGCUUUCUGUCGUCAACUUGUACUAGCAAGAGGAGUGCUUUUGUCAUGGAGGGGAGUGUCUCUUUGUGCUAAGAGUUGUUGGACACAUCAUCCUCACUAAAAUCAUAGGACACAGUGGAUGUCGUAGCCACUGGAGCUGCCAGAUGCACCAUUUGUCUCUCUGCUGUUUUGCUAAGCUGCAGCACCUACCUUCUUCAGUUCUGCAUCCUGAACCCAGAAUUCUGUGAUAGUUCAAGCAUGAUGAAAUGCAGUACCAUGUUUGGAGUUGUGGACUAGGAGAAAGAAGCUGAUCCAAGCUGAAACUCAAGGAACUUGACAAGAGAAGUUUUGAAAUAUGACCGGACUAGAGGCAGCUUUAGCAUCUGGACUAUUGAAGGUUGCAGCCAACAAGUUAGUUUCAUUGAUUGCCAGCGAAUUCGCCUCCAUAAUGGAUGUAACAAAUGACCUCUCCGAGCUCCAGGAUAUUCUUGCGGAGAUUAGAAGCUGGCUGUUCACAGUUCAUGACAGAGCAAUAUAGAUUAGAGAGCCAUCAUGUCAAUGGGUUAUAAAAUUGAAAUUUGUUGCUUAUGAUAUUGAUGAUUUACUAAAUGAAGUCUACAUAGAGGCUGAGAAAUACAAAAUAGGAAGGAAUGGUGUAAAGUAUUCUAUAACUGAUGGUUUCUGCACAAAACCAAAGCUGUUUCUGUUCCGACGCAAGAUGGCCAAUAAGAUCAAGGCAAUCAAGGAGAGAUUCUCUGAGAUUGUGAAGCAAAGAAAAGAUGUCAGUGCUAUAGUGAAUAGUUUGCUUUCUUAUCAACAUCUUCAGAGAACAAAGAGGACACAUGGGGAGUUGUCCUUGUUGGGCAAUGUUGAACAAUCAAAAAUACCCAUAAGGAAUCCGGAGAAGGAUGGUAUCAUAUCUAAGCUUAUAGAAUCCAAUGGAGAGAAUGCGUGGAUAGUUUCUAUUGUCGGGUUGGGUGGGUCUGGCAAAACUACGUUGGCCAAACUCAUCUGCCAUGAUGAAAAGAUAAAGAAGCACUUCAAAGAUACAAUAUUUUGGGUCCAUGUGUCUCAAGUGUUAGAUUUAGUCCCACAUUGGAAAUUGAUGGUGGGGGAGCCCAAUAUAUAAGGUGGGGCAGUUCUCACCCAUCAGGCUAGUCUUUUGGGUUGAGUUAGACCUGAAGCCUUGGUUGGUUGGGCUCUGGUGGACCUGAGGCCUGGUAGGGCGCCGGCUCGUGGGUAUAGCGGGCCGAGCCGCAUUCCGCUGCGCACUCUAACAAGUGGUAUCAGAGCCGAAGGUUGAAAAAUCUGGAAUAUCUCCGGGGUCACAUGGUGACGGGGGAGCCCGUGAACGUCUCCGGGUGGUCGCACGGGUUGUGUGUGGCUGGAGGGUUGGACUCGGGGCCUGGAGAACGUCUUCCGGGAGAUCACAUGGGUUGUAUGUGAUGGAAGAGUUAGGCCCGAUGUGUGGCGGGGGAGAUUGUUAGAUUUAGUCCCAUAUCGGAAAUUGAUGGUGGGGGAGCCCAAUAUAUAAGGUGGGGCAGUUCUCACCCAUCAGGCUAGUCUUUUGGGUUGAGUUAGGCCUGAAGUCUUGGUUGGUUGGGCUCUGAUGGACCUGAGGCCUUGUAGGGCGCCGGCUCGUGGGUAUAGCGGGCCGGGCCGCAUUCCGCUGCGCACUCUAACAUCAAGAAUUUAGUGUGGAAAAACUUAUUGGCAAGCUUUUUGAAGCUAUUUUUAGCAAAAGUCAGACCUUCAAACCCAGCAGUACAUGGUCCAUGCGAUUUCAAGCAAAUUGAGUGGUAAGAAAUUUCUUCUUAUCCUGGAUGAUGCUUGGCAUGAUGACCUUCUUGAUUGGGAACAAUUCAUGGUUCAAGUAAACUGUGGAACACCUGGAAGCAAUAUUCUGUUAACUACUCGAGAUCAAAAGGUUGCAGAAGCAGCAAAAUCUAGGCAUAUAUUCAACUUGGAAUUCUUAUCAGAGGUUGAGAGUUGGGACUUGUUUCUCGAGAAUUCUGGGUUGGUGGAGGAAGAUUUGGACUCUGAGUUUAUACAAGUUGGAAAAGAGGUUGUGAACAAAUGUGGUGGGGUGCCACUAGCAAUCAAAACUCUUGGAGGUGUCCUCAAUGACAGGAGGGAAAUAAAUACUUGGAGGGCCAUAAAAGAAAGUGACUUAUGGAAUAUUGAUAAUAUAAAAGACAGAGUGUUUGCAUCCUUGAAAUUGAGCUACUUUCAUAUGCCAGAUCAUUUGAAGCAGUGCUUUACAUUUUGCUCUAUAUUUUCAAAAGGCUAUGAAAUCACAAAAGACCACUUGAUUGCCCAAUGGAUAGCUUAUAGAUUCAUCAAUCCAAUGAAUGAUGAGCUGCCAGAAGAUAUUGGAAGUGCUUACUUUGACUCUCUUAUGAAACUCCGCUUUCUUCAAGAUGCAUGGAGAAAUUUUUAUACUUAUCAACUAGUAUACAGGAUGCAUGACCUGAUUCAUGACCUCACUCGACAAAUUUUACAGCAUGAAGUAAUGACAUCUCUGCGGAAGAAUAUGACACCAAAUUGUAUUCUCAGAUGUCGAUACUUAUGUUUGACUUCAUCUACUGAGAAGAUUUGCAGGAACUUAUUUGACAAGGUCCAUUCUCUCUAUGUCUCUAGUGGUAACCCAUCUUUUGACAAACCGAUUAAGUGGUGUUGCAAUGUCCGUAGUGUUGUUCUGGAUUAUACAAUCUACGCACCUUUUCCACUGUUCAUACUGAAGUUUGAAUUUCUUGGUUACCUAAAAAUAUGUAAUGUUAGUUGCAUGGAACUUCCAGAAGCUAUCUCAGGCUGUUGGAACUUGCAGACACUUCAUGUUAUGCAUUGCAAAGGCUUUACAGGGUUACCUGAGUCUAUUGGAAAGCUUAAGAAGCUGAGAACUCUAGAGUUAUUGAUGGUUAAUGAACUUAAGAGUCUACCUCAAUCUAUUGGUGAUUGUCAAGAUCUCCGAUCCUUGCAGCUCUAUUUCUGUCACAAGCUCAUUGAGAUACCCAAUAACAUAGGUAAUAUUGAAAACUUAAGGGUACUUGAUAUUGUCAACAGUUCAUGUGUGUACUGCCAGGUGCAAGAAUUUAUUGGGAAGCUUAGGAACCUAGAGAGAAUUAAUUUAUCUGGUUGUCACUGUCUCCAUGAUCUUCCAAGAACAUUUUCCUGCCGUACAUUGCGCAAUCUGAAUCUUUCCCGGACCAGCAUUACCUUACUACCUCCAUGGGUCACAUUGAUUGGUACUCUAGAACGUAUAGAGCUGAACCUAGUGGAGUUGCCUCAAGGUAUAGAAAACUUAAGAAGGCUCGAAGUUUUGAACAUAAAUGGUUGUUUGAAACUUCGUUGCAUACCAUCAGGAUUUGGACAGCUGACUCGUUUAAGAUGGUUGGGCCUGUUUGUUAUUGGCAGUGGUGGAAAUGAUGCGAGGAUAUCUGAACUUGAAAACCUUGAUAUGAUUAGUGGUUGGUUGAGAAUUCAGAACCUCAAAUACAUAAAAGAUACAGCUGAUUGCAAGAAGGCUUCCCUGAAGAAGAAGAAAAACAUACAGUCAUUGACAUUGAACUGAUCUCGAUGUGAGAUGGAGGAAGAAUUUGCGUCAGAUAUUGAACAAGACCUGGAUGUGCUGGAGUCUCUUGAACCACCGUCAGGAAUUGGUUUCUUACAAAUUAUUGGUUAUCAAGGUCCCUAUUUGCCAUGUUGGAUGAGGAAGCAACGCGAUUCUUUGUGUUUGGAGGCUAUUAUGUCAAAGCAAACCAGCCCAUCACAAUUCCUUUGGCUAAUCGAAUUAUCACUGGAAUUCUUGCCGAACUUGAAGUGUCUCCAAGGACUUGUAGAGUUGCCUUUGUUGAAGAAUUUAUCGUUGACCGGAAUGCCUAAUUUGGAAGAGCUAUGGAUUACAAGUGGUUUGGAAAUUGGACAGGAAGAAGUGCGAGUUCAGUACUGUUUCCCCGUGCUCACCAAUUUAACUGUAAAGCGCUGCCCGAAACUGUAUGUGAAGCCCUAUUUGCCACCAUGUUUGGAGAAGUUGACAGUGGAAAGAAGCAACGAGCACUUGCUGUCCUCAAGUAGUUUGUUCUCUUGUCCUCUAAAACCAGAUGUCGACAAAUCCUCACCCUCCUGUAGUGUGCUUGGGGUGGUUCCUUGUCUCAAGGAACUGAGACUAGAUGGACUGACGGUCUCAUCAUCGGUUUGGGAAGUUUUGCAUCACUUCAGUGAACUGGAGCUCUUGGGCAUUCAUGGCUGCCCUGACAUGAGGCAAUUACCUACGAGCAUUGGCAGCCUCACCUCCCUCUGGCAGCUACAGAUCACAAGAUGCUCUCUUUGCAUGCUGCCUGAGGGGCUCCAGCACCUGACCUCCAUUCAACACCUUGAAUUGGCAGAAUGUGAUGCGCUGACCAUGAUGCCAGAGUGGAUAGGACAACUUUCCGUUCUUCAGUCGCUCCGUAUCAGCGAAUGUCCAGCCCUUGAAUCCCUGCCCCAGUCCAUUAAAUGUCUUGCAGCCCUCCAAGAAUUGUUCAUUUUUGGCUGUCGUGGCCUGACCAAGCGUUACGAGGAAGAAGUCGGGGAUGACUGCAACCUUAUCUCCCAUAUUCCUAGUGUGAGGAUAGUUGAUUUGGAGCUGCUAGCUCGGCGUCUCGGAGCCUGUACAUCUGUUAACCCUUGAGUUAGGGGCUAUUGGGGAUGAAAUUGGAUGUCAUCAUUAAUGUGCUGCCGCCUUGGUGCCCUCCCCUGCCUCCACCAACAAUAUCUGAGCCCUGGAGCCCAUGACCACCAUAGCUUAUGGCAAAACCACCUGUUGCGUUGGUGCUGGUUGAUUCGGUGUCGAUGUGUGGAUGAAAUGAGGUUCAUUUUUAAAUUUUCUCUGCCCUCUCAGCACAAACUGUUUAUCUGUACUUUUACCUUUUCUUCCCAUUUGUUCAGCCCUCUUGUAUUAAUAAAAUACACCUGGGGUUUUCCGCACAAUUUCUGAGUUUGAAAAAAGGUGAAGUCUCUUA
Molecule: messenger RNA, 6972 nt
Organism: Panicum virgatum (switchgrass)
Lineage: Eukaryota; Viridiplantae; Streptophyta; Magnoliopsida; Poales; Poaceae
Product: putative disease resistance protein RGA3
Exons: 5
Coding region: 3741-5543 (600 amino acids)
Biological process (GO): defense response to other organism
Molecular function (GO): ADP binding
Source: RefSeq, a predicted model, not a curated record